CCGCGUGGAAAUAAUAUUUUCCCCGCAAGGCUGUGAAGAGGGCAAAGCCCUUCAAAUAAUUUAUUUGCACGCACAUUUUUCUCGGCACGGACGGCACAGUUUUCUGGAAGCUCAGAUCGUAUACGGAGGGGGCCAGUAGGACCUAGGCUAUGCGGUUCUGUUUAUUGGACGGCGUGAUGACAUGAGGGGCAUGGAGAAGGCAUGGCAUGGGAGGGGCCAUUUUGUCCGCUGCGUAGCCAGUGCCUAAAGUGGCUACAUAUUUUGCGACGUAGUAAGGUGCGGAGCAGACUCAGUCACAGCAAUGGCGGCCACAAUAGCAGCUCCACCAUCUUGCAAUCUUAAAGGUACAAGUAGUAAUGUCUUCUAUUCUGUCAAAACCCUUGCAAAACCCCUGGGAAAUUCUAAAGCAUUGUUUGGCUCCAUCGUUACGAUACCGCGACGUCAUGCGGGAAACAUGUUAAAAGGUAGUCUUAAGCAAUGCCUCGCAGCGGCGACUGAAACCGUAUCAUCAUCAUCUAGUGUUAAGCACUCCUUCACGAAAAGGAGGGACGGCUUUAUGUACUGCGAGGACGUGAGAAUGCAGGACGUGCUCGAUAGGAUGGAGCACAGGCCCUUCUAUCUUUACAGUAAACCUCAGAUCUCUAGAAAUUACGAGGCUUAUGAGAUUGCUUUGCAGGGCUUGGAUUCCAUCAUUGGCUAUGCAAUUAAAGCUAAUAAUAACUUGAAGAUCUUACAGCACUUGAGGAAGCUUGGCUCUGGAGCAGUUGUUGUCAGCGGAAAUGAGCUAAGAUUGGCCCUUCAUGCAGGCUUCGACCCUUCUAGGUGUGUAUUCAAUGGAAAUGGGAAGCUUUUGGAUGACAUUGUUUAUGCUGUACAGGAAGGAGCCUUAGUGAAUGUAGACAGUGAAUUUGAUCUGGAGAAUAUUGUAGAGGCAGCAAGGAUUGCUGGGAAGAAGGCCCAAGUACUGCUUCGCAUUAAUCCAGAUGUGGACCCUCAGGUUCAUCCCUAUGUUGCGACUGGAAACAAAAACUCAAAGUUUGGCAUCAGGAAUGAAAAACUACAAUGGUUUUUGGAUGCUUUGAAGGCACACUCUAACGAGCUGAAUUUGGUUGGUGCACAUUGCCAUCUUGGAUCAACAAUUACAAAGGUGGACAUAUUUAGGGAUGCUGCAAUUCUAAUGAUUCAAUUUAUUGAUGAAAUACGAAGUCAAGGUUUUGAGAUUAAGUACCUAAAUAUUGGAGGAGGUUUGGGUAUUGAUUAUUAUCAUACUGGUGCAGUGCUUCCUACCCCUAUGGAUCUUAUUGAUACUGUAAGAGAGUUAGUGGUAUCUGGAAAUCUUACUCUCAUCAUUGAGCCUGGGAGAUCUCUUGUUGCAAACUCCUGUGCUCUGGUCAAUCGAGUAAUUGGAGUCAAAACAAAUGGUAACAAAAAUUUCGUUGUGGUUGAUGGUAGCAUGGCAGAGCUUAUUCGUCCCAGCCUUUAUGGAGCUUAACAAGUUAGUACAUGAGUUGUGGAUUAGCUUACCGUAUAUUGAGCUAAUUUCUCUGCCUUCACAAAAUGCCGAAAUUUCAACUUUUGAUAUUGUUGGACCUGUUUGCGAAUCUGCAGACUUUUUAGGCAAGGACAGAGAACUGCCAACACCAUCCAAG
Molecule: messenger RNA, 1649 nt
Organism: Cryptomeria japonica (Japanese cedar)
Lineage: Eukaryota; Viridiplantae; Streptophyta; Pinopsida; Cupressales; Cupressaceae
Product: diaminopimelate decarboxylase 2, chloroplastic
Exons: 6
Coding region: 302-1492 (396 amino acids)
Cellular component (GO): chloroplast
Molecular function (GO): diaminopimelate decarboxylase activity
Source: RefSeq, a predicted model, not a curated record